Molecule: messenger RNA, 4349 nt
Organism: Talpa occidentalis (Iberian mole)
Lineage: Eukaryota; Metazoa; Chordata; Mammalia; Eulipotyphla; Talpidae
Gene: CUNH10orf71
Product: chromosome unknown C10orf71 homolog
Exons: 1
Coding region: 76-4335 (1419 amino acids)
Biological process (GO): positive regulation of calcineurin-NFAT signaling cascade
Cellular component (GO): Z disc
Source: RefSeq, a predicted model, not a curated record
UGCAUCUAACCCUUCCAGAAUCAUCACCCAGAGGUGCCCACUGGCUGACCCUGGACACUUCCUAGCUGGCAGACGAUGCAGGGCAAUAAGAAGUGCACAGAUGGCUUCAGCGACUCCUCGAGCAUCGGCAGCGUGCUGGACGAUGCGGACAGGGAGGUCAGCAGCCUUACUGACCGGGCAUUCCGGAGCUUGUGCAUCUCAGAGGACACAUCCUUCAAUGACUCUGACCUGGCCCUGUCCCCAGAUAUCAGUCGCCAAGUGUUUGGGAAUUUUCACCAGGGAAUGGUGAGCCACACCCACAGGAAAAGUGGCAUUUGGACCCAGUUACCAUCACAAGGCACCGAGCAUGCGGGCUGGGCAGCCACGUUCCAGCAGCAGCCUAAGUAUGUGCAAGGGGAGGAAAAGUACCCCAAAAGCAGUCCCCCACUGACACCAGUCCAGAGGAGACUGGAGCUGCCAGUUUCUGGCCUGAGGAGCAACAAGCCGGGUUCCAAAGUGUCGUCCCUAAUUAAGUCUUUUGAUGGUGCUGAGAGCCAGCGCUGCGACAGCAGGCCUCCUACCAGCAAGCCUCCAUCUUUCAAAAAUCCCCCCAAAUUUGCCCCUCUUCCAGAAAGUGGUGUCAACUUCUGCUUCGAUUCUGCCUUUCUGACUGUCAGGAGAGUGCCCGCGGAAGUCUCCAGCACCCAUCAGAGCAGCCACCAGUCUGGUAGGAAGCCUGGAGAGCAGGAGCCCCCCAACAAUCCUGACCUGGCCUGUCACAGCUCCAGCAGCUUCCUCCCGACACCUGAGGAUGCUGCCAACUCAUUUGAGUCGAGGUUCCCCUCUCCGCCCCACAAGCCAGUCGCUUGUGAGCCGGGACGAGGCAAGGAGUGGGUUCACAAGGGGACCUUUCUUCACAGUGAAAACAGUGCCUUUGAGUCCUGGAAUGCCCACCAACCAAGGCUGCUUGAGAGAAAGGAUGUGACUGAUGCUUCCCCGGAGAGCAAAGCUCCCAAACACUAUGAGGACACGGCCUCGUUAAGAGAGCACCAUGCCCCUGAGCACAAAGUCUCUCCCUGCCAAGCCCGGAUCAGCUGCAAUCAGGAAGAGAACAGACUGGCAGGAGGCGCUGUCUCCACAUCUGGAACCUGGGGACCUAGGGAUCCAGGGUCCCAGGUAUUCACCAUGGAGGGAAAAGCUUCCAGCUGCCAGCCUGAACCUCAGAUGAAAUCGACCCAGGUCCCAUGGAGGAAACCAAAGACUGGCAAAGGAGGUCAACGAGCAAAAGAAAAUCUACAAGAUGCUUCAGAUGAAAAGAAGCAGACCAACAGGAGAAGCUCAGGCUUAUACAGCAAGCACAAUCCCCAGGGGCAAUUUCCAGAAAAUGAUGUUCUUGACAUGCCUGCCAACCCUGAUGAGCAUUACAGUCCACCUUUCAACAUCAGUAAGCUCCUGACCCCCAUCAUACCCACCAAGCACAUCCUGGAUUCAUCCGACAGCCUGCCUAAAGAGCUCACCCCCUCACCCCCCGGACAGAUAAAUGGAUACCAAGAGAAGGAGCCCAGUGAAGGUCAGUCUCGGGACAGCUACAAAUCCAAAGUCCCCAGCCUGCUCUUCAACCUCAAGGAUGUGCGCAAGUGUGUGAAGAGCACAUACAGCCCCUCUCCUCUCCUAAAAGGCCUGGACGAGAAGACCAGAAGCAAGCAAGAACCCAUGAGCAACGGCGUCAUCCUUCCCAAUGGCUGUGAGGAAAGUCCUCUGGGGGAGCUUUCUGAGGAGAGACCAGCUAAUGCCCUUUCUGGGUCACAUGCCAGUACCCAGAAGGACCCCAAAGCCAACCCCACUGCAAGCUCUGCAGACAACUCUCUAACCCUUCGUUCGCCUCCAACUCCCACCAAAGCCCCCUUCUGUGUCAACAGGGAGCCUGCCGACGGGAACAGUUAUGAGAAGGAUGACACUGAUGGCGAAUCGGAUGAGGGUGCCGCCAGGUCCAGUUGGUGUCCAGACUCCAGGGAACACUGCGCCCGGAAGCACCUGUCACUGCAGCUUUGCCCUAGAGAGCCCGACGCAGGGAAGACCGCAGAGGAACCCAAGGCUCCCAGCCUAGAGAGUGGGUUCGUGAGGUCUGUUUCUCAGGAGACAGAACCGGAGAGAGAGGCAGGACUCCAGGAUCCAAACUUCAAUCAGAAAUUCUCCCCAGGACCCCUCUCUCCCGAGGAGGAAGAUGUGUUCUAUAGUGACAGCCAGUCAGAUUUUAUACCGGGCCUCAAAAGUAAGGCCAAAUUCAGCACGAGCUCUUCAGAUCAGUCCUUUGCCUCAUUCGAGGAUCAGCAGAAGACAUGGUUCACUGAGGGCCAGCGGGAAGACAGGAGGAAUGACGUGGGUGCAGGAGACAGUGAGAAGGACCAGGGGAAAGUGAUGGGGACAGAUGAGCUGCAGCACCAGGCCCUCAGUAACGGGGAUGAGUGCACCGAGGAGCUCAGCCAGGGCGGAUCGCUGCCAGGGGAAGGGGAGAGAUUGUCUGGAGGUAGACCCAGGAGGGCAUCUAGGGAGGAAGAUCAUUUCAGAGGCAGUAGGAUCGGGCGAAGUAAGGAUACUGCCUUGUCAUAUGCCAAAGACCUUACCCCCUCGCCAUCUUCUGCUUUAAACAAGCACAAACUAUUUGCAAUUAAAGACAACACCCUCAGGGCCACCCCUGUGAUCAAACCCAUCAUGCUGCCUCUUCUGAGGACCAUGUCCUCGGAGGAUCCCCUUGGCAGUGGUCACAAGGAAGGGGAAUUGCCAAGACCAGGCUGGGGUGAGGACACUGGUCUUUGUAUCCCUGAAAGCCAGGGAAGGCGCAGCACCCAGACACCUGCUAGCAGGCGGGGCACACACUUGAAGCAUGUAGGUGGUGAGGGCAUGGAGGACCUCGGGCAAGUGUCCAGCACGGUGAGGACAGAGACUUCUCAGCCAGCUCUAAAAGGAAAUGCUCCAUUUCCUCUGUUUCUGGAGGAGGGUGAAGGGAUGAAGCCACCCCCAGAGGCUGCGCGGGAAGGUGUGGUAAGUGAUGGCAAGAGUAGAUUCACAGAGGAAGGGAGACCGGAUGCUCCAAGGUGCAUCCCCACAAUUGCUUUGCCUGAAGACGACUUAGAAGACCAGCCACCCCCACAGCAACUUGGAGCCUGUUGGGAAGAGCAGGUGCAAGAUUUCAAAAGUCACUUCUUAUCUACACCAAGAGCAGGGUUCCAGGGGAGAAGAUUGGUCCCCAGUGAGACGGCAGCUUCCCCCAACUCCAGUUCCCUGGACGAGAGCAGCGCAUGCUCCCCUGCUACCAGCUGCAUGUGGGACAACGCUUCCCAGGCCCCUGGCAGCCCCUGGGCCAGCCCUGGCCCUGCCAGGGUGACCCGGAGGGAGGACCUGACACAUGCCCUCAUGUGGGAGACUGGCUGUGACCCCCUUCUUGAGCCAUCAGGAGAAGACUUCAGGACGCUCUCUCCAAGAAGCUCAUUGCUAGAUGUGGCCGCCUGCUUGUCAGGCCUCCCUGAAAAACCGGAGCUUCCUACUCAGCUGGAGAGGGCAGCUGGCAAGCCGCCUGCAGUCCCACCUAAAACAGAGAAGGCCCUGCGGCGGGCAAAGAAGCUGGCAAGCAAGAGGAGAAAGACUGACCAGACGCAGGAAAAGCGUGGUGAACCCCGGGAGGAGAAGCCCCACCCAGAGGAUUCAGAGUACAGGCCUCCAUCUCCCACAGAGAGGCCCCAGCCUAGGUUUCCUGCUGUUCGUUCCCUGCCCGCUCCUGUGCACCGCCACUCAGUGUCUGCCUUCUCAGAAGCCAUCAGGGGGCAGCCUGGGGAUUCUCAGUCCUUCACGCCCCCACCCCCUUACCCUGCCACCCAGAAGGUUCUCCAAGACCCCCAAUCUGGAGAGUAUUUUGUCUUCGAUCUGCCCCUCCAGGUGAAAAUCAAGACCUUCUAUGACCCGGAGACAGGCAAAUACAUCCAGGUCUCCAUCCCAUCCUCUGAGGGGGGCUCCCCAGAGCUGCCCCCACCAGACACACUUGCUGCUCCCUAUGUGCUGUACCCCGGCUUCCAAGCCCUGCCUGUAACAGCCUUGACACCUCUGCGCUGCUCCUCACAGCUCUCGGCCCCCACCUUCCUGAGGCAGGGCGCCCUUGACAGGGAGGCAGCUCAUUCUGGGUCCCAGAGGCCCCACCAUCCUGGGCUGCUGCCAGUCCCUGGGCCUCACGGUGACCACCCAGCAGGCACAUGUCCUGAGGGGCCCCCCCAGAGCCCGGGGGAGGAGGGGGGAAGUGCUGCAAACCUGGGCAUCAUCUCCACCGACGACCUGGAGGACUUUGCCACAGAAGGCAUCUCCUGAGAAUUACAGCAGAC